AUCCAGGGCACGCCGUGUCGCCGUGUCGCCGUGUCGCCAUGGCGUGGGUGAACGGAUUGAAAUCCACGGCCAUCGUCAUUGGAUGUUGGCUCUCUGGUCCUGUGCUUUUGGCCGUGUGGACGGGCAUUUUUAUGCUAAGGAUGGAUUGGAUGAGUUUCCUGGUGGUUCCUGCAUACCUGAUGAUGUUCAAACUGCCAGAUUGGAAGCUGCGAUCCAGUUUUUGGCUUGCAGUGGGCUUGCUGACAGCAGCAUCCAGAGACCCUUGGCGUUGGGCCUUUAGCAUUUCUGUGGCGAUCUUUGCAUCUCCUGUCAUCCUGGACUUCCGACUCCGCAGUUGGCCUGGGUUUCUGCCUUUUAUGGAGGCGGGAUUCAAAGAUUUCACCGCGCGCUGCGAGCUGAAGGGCCUCGACAAGGCUCAGCAGGAGGGUACCGUUUAUGCGUUUCAUCCGCAUGGAGCCAUCAGCUUUGGUUUUACGGUGAAUGGUCUCUUUGAUUCUCAGUUCCUCGGGAAAUCUAAGAAGAUCACCUUCCUGAUAGACGACUUCUUGCGCAACGGCAAUCCCAUCUUCAGGUUGCUCUGUGAUGCGUAUGAAGCCGAAACUCGGCAGAUUGCCAGUGCUGAGAAGUCCACAGUCCAUCGCCUCAUGGCCGAAGGCAGCAACGUGGCCUUGGUGCUGGGUGGUUUCGAAGAAGCAACAGUCUGCGAAACAGGCAAGGACCGCGCAGUGGUGAAAUCGCGAAAGGGCAUUGUGAAGUACUGCUUGCAGCAUGGCUACAAGCUGCAGCCUGUGUAUUCCUUUGGAGAGGAUGAGACUUACCACUUUGCCCAAGGACUUCUGGAUUUCCGCCUUUGGUUAAAUCGCUUCAAGAUUCCAGCGGUGGCCUUCUUUGGAAAUCCAAUCCUGCCAUGGCUUCCUCGAAGUCAGGCGCGCAUCUUGACGGUGGUCGGCGAGGCGAUUCAGUGCCCAAAGAUUCCAAACCCCACGCCGGACGAGGUGGAUUAUUGGCUGCAAAGUUACGCCAAGGCCUUGCAAGCGACCUUCAAUGAAUGGAAAGCGGAAGCCGGGCGACCGCACGCGGAGCUGGAGGUCUUCUGACCGUAGAUUAACGUAGCUGCGAUGACCGAUAUCAGCAAAGAAUAGAUAGAUAGAUUAAG
Messenger RNA from Cladocopium goreaui, 1156 nucleotides. Lineage: Eukaryota; Dinophyceae; Suessiales; Symbiodiniaceae. The record is from the annotation of a GenBank genome assembly.